This is a messenger RNA of Glycine soja, 1342 nucleotides long. RefSeq names its product peptidyl-prolyl cis-trans isomerase FKBP20-2, chloroplastic-like. Gene Ontology annotation, molecular function: peptidyl-prolyl cis-trans isomerase activity. Bases 197 to 943 code for a protein of 248 amino acids. The transcript has 8 exons. NCBI's taxonomy places the organism in Eukaryota, Viridiplantae, Streptophyta, Magnoliopsida, Fabales, Fabaceae. The record is from RefSeq and is a predicted model, not a curated record.
UCUGGUAAUUAUGGCCUCUGCAUUAUCUGCUUCAACGAACCCUUCUGCUCCUGCCAUAGAUGAACCAACCAACAAGUGAAGAAAUGAAGGUGAAGAGAGAGAGAGAGUCCCUUCACGGUGCAAGUACUUCGUAAAGGUUAAGUUUUUCGCAGAUAACGUUGUGUUGUGUUGCGUGCUUCUACUCUUAUUAGAAGCUAUGUUGUUGGCGUCUUUUCGUUUGAACUUCCCUUGUACUGUGCAAGGAACUAUAUUUUGUCAAAGGAAGCAAUUAACUCAUGGAUGCAAAGACCAAAAAUCAAAGGAUUACAUAGUGCAGGAUAGCUGCAUGUUGCAGCAUUCAGAGAAAGCAUUGAGGAGGACACUCUUCCUUUCUGUCUUGGUCUCAGCUGGUGUUUUUCCAACUUUGUCUUCUUAUGGCAAGACAAAGAGUAAGAAUCCGUAUGACGAAAAACGGUUGCUUCAACAAAAUCGGCGGAUACAGAAAGAAAACAAUGCCCCAGAGGACUUUCCAAAUUUUGUUAGAGAAGGUUUUCAAGUUAAAGUAGUAUCAUCGGAUAACUAUGUAAAGAGUGAUUCAGGGCUCAUAUACCGAGAUUUUGUAGUUGGUCAAGGUGAUUUUCCAAAGGAUGGGCAGCAGGUUACGUUUCACUAUAUUGGCUAUAAUGAAUCUGGACGUCGUAUUGACAGCACUUAUUUGCAGGGUUCUCCUGCCAAAAUCCGCAUGGGUACCAAGGGAUUAGUUCCAGGAUUUGAGGAAGGAAUUAAAGACAUGAGACCGGGUGGAAAGAGAAGAAUCAUUAUUCCCCCUGAACUUGGACCACCAGUAGGACCUUCGACCUUUUUCAGUUCAAAACAGUUUGAAGUUUUUGAUGUCGAGCUAUUAAGCGUACAAAACUGUGAAAGAAGAACCAUAGCCUUUUACUCGGAUGUCAUAUGCAAUUGAGACAAGGCUGCCAUUUGAGUUUUCUAAAGCAUUAUCACUAAAGGCCCAAGCACACAUUAUUAUAGCUAGGAACUUAGAAAUAGUAACUCCACAACCUUUACCUUCUUGCUUUAAGUUUGAGGUAAUCAUCAUUUGUCAUUGUUUAAGAGUUUUUUCUUUAUUUUCUUUGGAGCAUAUUGGCCAGUGUUCUUUAUUGCUCUGGUUUGUAAGUUGUAACCUUGUUAAAUCAAGAAAGGGUAUGAUAUUCAUUGUGAAAUUGGUUAAGAAUUUCUCAGAUUAGGAUCCUCUUUGUCUUUAUUAGAUCGGAUGACUGAUCAAUGACAGCUUUGUAGCAUGGACAUGAUUCACAUGAAACACUACAUUCCUUAUACUCAACAAAAAAGGGUACCAUACACUUAA